Mesorhabditis belari is the source of this 2511-nucleotide messenger RNA. NCBI's taxonomy places the organism in Eukaryota, Metazoa, Nematoda, Chromadorea, Rhabditida, Rhabditidae. The record is from the annotation of a GenBank genome assembly.
AUGAGCAACAAGUCACUGGCGAUAAUGUUUGAGUAUGCUCGUGAAAUCAAACUUUCGAGUGGAUCGGUCAGCCCAUUCCCCAACAAUUUGUCUACAUACUUUUUGGAAUCAAAAAACAUCACCUACGCUUGUGUGGCUUUUAAGAGCUCGAUUAACGUUCUCUCGUGGGAUCAACGAAUGGAGAACAUCACGACAAACGCGUUUCCUGUCCGAGAUGUCAACACUGAUCGACAAGUUCUCGUAUUACAGACAAAACUCGUCCAACCAACCUCCCGAAGCAAUCCGCUCAUUGUCGUGGCGACAAAUGCCGGAGCCAUGAUCUAUUGCUCAAGAUCGCAGAAGCUUCUUGCUUGGAAUCCACUCGAUGUCGCUCUAUCUGAGGUACUCGUUUGUAACGAAUCGAGUUUGUUUACUAGAGGAAUCACUUGGGUGGAUAAUACGAUCCUCGUCGGAUCGUACACGGGAGAGAUUCUGCAUUUUGUUUGCGGUGGAGAGAAUACGGUGAAUGUCAAGAAGCCGCUGAUGGAACACCGAGAACCGAUCUGCGACUUGGCCACUUGUCGCUUCGAUGAAUUAACCUGUUCAGCGGAUAUGGGAGGAACGGUGAUUGUUUGGGGAACGAAAUGUAAAAGUGUUGCGAAAAAGAUCAGCACCGAACAGCCGAUCAGUGUGAUCAAUGUGCUACGAAAACAAUGCAUUGUCGGCACAUUGCGGGGUAAAGUUCUCUUUUACUCGACUGUGACGGCUGCUUUAAUGGCUGAGGUUGCUUGUCACGUUCGCCCCGUCACCGCCAUCGCCGUUGCCCCGGAAAGCGCUUAUGUGAUGACCGCCUCCGAAGAUAGCAUGUAUCGUAUUUUCAAAUUGCACACACGAAAACCCGAAGCCUAUCAAGUUGAAUGGCGCCACUCGGAUACGGUAAAUGACGAGAUGAUCUGUGGAGCGCAAUUCACAACUGGCCGAGGUUAUGGGAUGGAGGGCUGUUCUCCAGGUCACUCGAUGUCCCCAUUCGAGCUCUGUGAUCACGAUGAUACAGCCUCAGCGGUGGCCGUCGAUCCAGUGCUCGGCUUCAGGACUCACAAGAUGAAUGUCAACUUCAUUCCCCUGUCAGCCCGAGAACAGCUCCAUUGCAAACAAAUCAUUCGCGACUUUCGAGAUGACGGGAUUUUCCGAAAUUGUCUACAACAACUCUAUGAAUCCCCCUUCUUGAUCAAAUAUCUCCAAAAGCAAAGUCCCAGGCAAGCGUCCAACUUCAAAAUUCAUUUAACCCGGUUUCUUCAAAUGUAUCACAUCGACGCUGGGUUUACGAUCCAAAAAUGUAUUCGCUAUUCAGCCGAGGGGAGGCUGGGAGCGAUGUUGGUGGCGACAAGGAAUUGGAACAAAUCGGAUCGAAUCGAAACGCUGAUGGGCGUGAUUGGAGAGAUGUCGAAAGACGAAGAGCUCCAGCUGCUCAAAAAGGAUCUCAACGAUUUCUCUGUUAUGUAUAGUACAAGACGGAAACGAGCUCAACUUUGGCUUGGUCCCGGCUCCUACAUCAAUCACGAUUGUUCGCCGAAUUGCAAAUUUGUGUCGAGUGGGCAUCGAACGGCGGUGAUACAGGUCUUGCGAAAUUUGCGAGUUGGCGAUGAAAUCACCUGCUACUACGGGGACAACUUUUUCGGUGACGGCAACGAGCGUUGCGAGUGUCUGACUUGUGAAAAAUUGGGCAAAGGAGCCUUCCGAAAUGGUGAAGUUGACGAGAACACGAAUACUUCUUCGUCGAUUGGAAAUCAAACCGAUUUAGCGGCAAAUCAAAAGAUUUCUAUUUCGGAAACGAUACAAGAGACUUCGGCAGAAGAUCCACAAAGAGACAAAGAAAAAGAAAAGAAAUACGAAUUGAGAGAAAGGGCAAAGAAUUCGAAUAGUGAAGACGAGAUGGAUCAUGAGCCGAAGAAAGUUGUUGAUGUGUUCGAAAUGGAUAACGACACGCUAAUUACCCGAUUGAGACCGAGAGUAAUCAUCAAUCCGAAAAACGAGCUCCCUCAACACUACAUUGCUGUAUCGCCAAAACGGAAAUCAAAUCGACAAAAUCUGGAAAUCAUCGAGACGCUGAUCGAGAAAUUCCCAAAGUCGCCCCUCAAAAAGAGAAAUGGACACAAUGGAAAAGUGAAAAGAAAAGGUAAAAGUCGAUUACUUCAGUGCACUCCAAAUUUUGAUCUCUAUUUCCUUAAACCAAUCACUGUACCCGAGCCGAAAGAGGGAUUGCGAUACUCGAAAAGGAUAAGAGGUGUAAAUCCCGAGGGAAAUCUAAAAAGAAUGGAACCCUCCGAGGAUCAUCUCGUUGAAAUGAAUGGACAUGAUAAAGAUGAACCAUCAACAUCAAAUGAGAUCUCGAGAAGUCCUUCGCAAGAUCAAGAUGGAAAUAGCUCGAUAGAAGGAUCACACUCGCUAGACGCUGAUGACAAAAAUCGGCUUUUCUUUGAUGAGGACAACGAAAUGCCCAAUUCGACGCAAUCUCUACCCAUUUGUGAUCUU